UACAGAAGUUUCACCUAACGAUCAUAUUUACCUUGAGUUGCGUGCUUCUCACCGGUGACAGUUUAAUAAAUCCUCCUUCCACCACCACCGCCAUACCUAACCUCCACGCGCCACUACCAAUCACAUCAAUUUCAUGCCCAUCAAUAAUACACACCUUCAAAUUCACUUCAUCAUUGCUCUCUAACAAAUUUAUUACCACUUCAAUUUUAGUCCCUUUUUUUAUUAAUCAUAAAAUUGCAAUUGCCGUCGGCGAAUUCCAGCGCCGGAAGAAUUCAUCGGAAAAAUCAGACAUGGCGAACGCCACCGAGCUGAAAUCCGACGCACUCAUGGAGCUGAUGAAGCUCCAUUUCUCAACCGAUGCCGGAAAACAGCUUACCCAGAAAAUUGGCCUCGUUUAUCAGAUCAAUAUUGCACCCAAGAAAAUUGGGUUCAAUGAGAAAUCAUUUGUGGUAGAUUUGAAGAAAGGAGAAGUUAAAGAAGGGGCAUAUGAAGAUGGGAAGCCAGACGCAACUUUCUCGUUCACGGAUGAUGAUUUUGUUAAGGUUGCAACUGGGAAGAUGAACCCUCAAAUGGCUUUCAUGAGGGGUGCAAUGAAGAUAAAGGGUAGUAUCAGUGCAGCGCAGAAAUUUACUCCCGACAUUUUCCCGAAGCCGUCAAAGAUGUGAGUAAUUAGGAUUUCAACCUGCUAUAGUAGCAAAUAAUAAGGUUGUAUCAACAAUACGCAACUCCAGCCCAAAAGUAUCAAAAUGAGUUAUCAAAAUAUUCAUUUAAUAUUUCAUUUUGAUGCCUUCCUAAUUUAUUUGAUCCAACCAUAUGUAUCAAAUGGUUGUCGAUUAAAAAUAAUUGAAGUGAUUAUAUAUUUAAUUUGCCGCAUUCCAUUUUCCAAAUGGAUAUUUAGAUGGUUAAAUUUGUUA
Erythranthe guttata (spotted monkey flower) is the source of this 914-nucleotide messenger RNA. Its product is annotated as sterol carrier protein 2. Lineage: Eukaryota; Viridiplantae; Streptophyta; Magnoliopsida; Lamiales; Phrymaceae. Gene Ontology annotation, cellular component: cytosol. The record is from RefSeq and is a predicted model, not a curated record.